This is a messenger RNA of Zygosaccharomyces rouxii, 573 nucleotides long. RefSeq names its product Rcn2p (gene RCN2). The transcript has a single exon. NCBI's taxonomy places the organism in Eukaryota, Fungi, Ascomycota, Saccharomycetes, Saccharomycetales, Saccharomycetaceae. Bases 1 to 573 code for a protein of 190 amino acids. The record is from RefSeq and is a predicted model, not a curated record.
AUGAUAUCAAUGGCCAGGGUUCAGAUUAUACUAACCAACGUUGACAAGAAAUUGUUCAAGCAAGGUUGGCCACGUGAUCUGGAAUCAGAACUGUUUAGUACUAAGUUCCCUCAGUUAAAGCCCCAAUUAAGUUACUUUAGUCCAUUGCCAUUUCUCAAUCGAAUCGUAAUCAUAUUUGCUGAUGAGGCAAGUGCAAGUCAAGUGUACAAUUAUUUGGUUGAAAACCAUCCCGAUGAUGUUAAGGUAUACCUUUCGGAGUCCUUACUAUCGCAAAGAAGCAAUUCAGAAAAUGAUACCGAUAGGAUAAGUAGGAGUAAGAAUGGUGCUGGAGAAAGACCUAUACUAUCUCUAAACACUGCCCAGGAGGCAAAUGUUUCUUCGCCAACACUUUCACCAGACCGUACUGGCUCCCCCACGCUAUUGAGAUUUGAUGAUAACUCCGAAUUUCAUCUUUAUCAAGAGCCAUUACCCAAGAAUCAAAAGCAACCAUUGCAGGUGGGUACAAAAUGUCUAUGGCAGGAUCAGGGACAACCCAUGUCACCCAGUAUUACUCUAGAUGAAUUCACACAUUAG